This is a messenger RNA of Ilex paraguariensis (yerba mate), 1173 nucleotides long. The record is from the annotation of a GenBank genome assembly. Lineage: Eukaryota; Viridiplantae; Streptophyta; Magnoliopsida; Aquifoliales; Aquifoliaceae.
AUGAGUGGUAACGGAGAAAAUGGGAACUUACCCAAAAAAAAAAAAGGAGAAAAUGGGUGUGGUGGUGUGGUUGAUUUUUUUGUAUUGCCGGAGGGAUGCAUCGCGAACGCACUGUCACUGAUGAGUCCUCGAGACGUGUGCAGGCUCUCUCUGGUGGCUUCGAUUUUCCGUUCGGCUGCUGAGUCGGACGCUGUUUGGGAGAGAUUUCUGCCGUCCGAUUACGAAGUUAUCGUUGCUCGAUCGGUCGACCGCUCUGCAUUGACUUUUGAAUCCAAGAAAGAGCUCUAUCUCCACCUCUGCGAUCACCCCGUUAUCAUUGAAGGGGGCACCAAGAAAUUGUCUACGUUGAGAGUUGCCAUUAAAGGAUUUCAUGCAUGGGCAACUAGAGCUGCUGGGGCAUUGAGGUCGAAGAAGCUUAGAGGGAGAGAGAGGAAAAGAGCUAUAGAAAGAUUGUGUAGUGAGUGGGUAGGGGAUGGUUUGAAGAAGAGCAAGCUGAUCUAUGAGAGAUCUAAUGGCAUCAAGCCUCUAGAAGUCGCAGUUGCAGUCACAGGUCGCCAGAGCUUUUCACUUCAGAAAUGGAGUGGGAAGAGAUGUUACAUGUUAGCUCCACGGCAUCUUUCAAUUGUGUGGGGCAAUACACCCAGGUAUUGGCGAUGGACUUCUCUUCCCGAGUCUAGGUUUUCGGAGGUGGCUGAGCUUAUUGUCGUCUGUUGGCUUGAAAUUCGUGGCAAGAUAAAUACUUCCAUGCUGUACCCUAAUACAACCUAUGCAGCUUACCUUGUGUUCAAGUUAACGGCAGGAGCCCAUGGAUUCGAAUACCAACCAGUAGAGGUCUCGGUUGGAAUUAAUGGGGGCGGUGGUGAGACACGGACAGUUUAUUUGGAUCCUGAUGGAGGGCGGAGGCAGAUAUAUGAGAUUAUACCUAGGCGAAUUGGAUUAUUCAACCAUCAGCUGGCUAGUUUGUUGAGGCAGCUGGGUACUGUGCCUAGAGAGAACAGAGGCCAAUAUUCCAAGCUAAGAGGUGAUGGGUGGAUGGAAAUUGAGCUGGGUCAAUAUGUCAACAACGGAGGACAAGAUGGGGAGCUGGAGAUGAGUUUGAUGGAGGUGAAGGGCGGCAAUGCGAAGGGCGGUCUCAUUAUUCAAGGGUUAGAGAUCAGGCCUAAGGACGGUUAA